AUGGACCGCGUCGAGAGCGCAGGAGCCGGCCAAGCGGCCAGCUAUGUCGAGUCCGUGGCUGCUCGUCUUUCCAAAGCCCAUCAGGACUACUUGCUCCAACGACAUGGCACACUGGAAUUGGACCCUAUCCCAGGCAUGGGCCCGGACGAUCCUUACAACUGGCCGGAGUGGAAGAAAAUGACCAAUCUUAUCCUCGUGGCAUUUCAUGCCUGUAUGGGUACCUUCACCGCGGCGGCUAUCAUCCCUGCCUAUUCAGACAUCGCCGAGGAAUUUGGUGUUGGCUUGCAAAAUGCUAGUUAUCUGACUUCAUUGCAAAUCGCCAUCUUGGGAGGCGCUCCCCUGUUCUGGGUACCAUUGUCCAACCGCUUCGGUCGCCGCCCCAUCUUCCUCUUGUCACUCGUCUGCAGUCUGGUGUGCAACAUUAGCUGUGCCAAAAGCACUACCUACGCCUCAGUCGCUGCCUGCCGUGCUUUAGUGGCAUUUUUUAUCUCGCCUGCCUCGGCCAUCGGUAGCGCGGUGGUGAUGGAAACCACAUUCAGGAAAGACCGUGCACGCUACAUGGAUGUUUGGACCCUGAUGAUCUCUUUGGGAGUGCCAAUCGGACCCUUCCUUUUCGGCUUCGUCACCUACCGUACGGGUUACCACUGGAUCUACUGGAUCCUGGCUAUGAUCAAUGGUGGACAAUUCAUCCUGUAUCUCUUCUUCGGACCUGAGACUCGUAUCUGUCAAUUCGGCGAAUUUGAUUCCACCCCGCUGACCUGGUGGGAGUUCGUCCAACCUCUGACCAUGGUCCGCCACCUGUCCAUUCUCAUCCCCGCCUGUGCGUAUUCCAUGGUCUUCUUGUUCGGUAGUGUGCUUGCGACUGUUGAGGUGCCCCAGCUGUUGCAAGAGAAGUUUGAGCUGAAUGCCGAGCAGCUGGGCCUCCAGUUCCUGGGUGUCAUCAUUGGAUCGGUAAUUGGCGAGCAGAUGGGUGGUGUGCUGUCAGACCUCUGGAUGAGCCAACGCGCCCGCCGUAUCAACCGCAAGCCUGACCCCGAGUUCCGGCUGUGGCUCAGUUACUUUGGCUUUGCCCUGGCCAUCAUUGGUAUUAUUGUCUUCCUGGUCUGCACCCAGGAGUCACCAGCCGGCCACUGGAAUGUGUCGCCUAUAAUCGGCACUGCCAUUGGGGCAGUGGGUAACCAGCUGGUAACAACGGUCAUGGUCACUUAUUCCGUCGACUGCCACCCCCAGGAGGCCGCCAGCAUUGGUGUGUUUACACUGAGCUUUGGAACAUUUCCCUCCAUGCUCACCCAUUCCUCCUCGCUGCCAAUGCCAGCUGCCCACUACCAUGAAGAUUUCAACUAG
Messenger RNA from Aspergillus viridinutans, 1344 nucleotides. RefSeq lists its product as uncharacterized. The transcript has 4 exons. Gene Ontology annotation, molecular function: transmembrane transporter activity. The record is from RefSeq and is a predicted model, not a curated record. The coding region runs from base 1 to 1344 and encodes 447 amino acids. Gene Ontology annotation, biological process: transmembrane transport. NCBI's taxonomy places the organism in Eukaryota, Fungi, Ascomycota, Eurotiomycetes, Eurotiales, Aspergillaceae.